Molecule: messenger RNA, 308 nt
Organism: Paralichthys olivaceus (Japanese flounder)
Lineage: Eukaryota; Metazoa; Chordata; Actinopteri; Pleuronectiformes; Paralichthyidae
Source: RefSeq, a predicted model, not a curated record
CUGGUGAAAACUGCUACAUUGUGGACCACGAUCUGAUCAGACAGCGAGCCGCACUGCUGCAGAAAUACCUGCAGGAUGAGAAGAAGCAGCUGCAGGCUCUCUCUGCCCUGCAGGUCCUGAUGGUGCAGAUGGAUCACCCUAGCCAGCUGCUGCGGAUGUUCUUUGACUGUCUUUAUGACUUCGACGUGAUCACGAUCAGGACGUACUACAAGUGGGAGUUAAACAAGGACCCCACCAAGCCGCAGGGCAAAGACGUGGCCCUCCAGUCUGUUACUGGCUUCUUCGCAUGGCUCCAUGAGGUGAACUAA